Penicillium roqueforti is the source of this 2133-nucleotide messenger RNA. RefSeq lists its product as uncharacterized. The transcript is spliced from 9 exons. Lineage: Eukaryota; Fungi; Ascomycota; Eurotiomycetes; Eurotiales; Aspergillaceae. Bases 1 to 2133 code for a protein of 710 amino acids. Gene Ontology annotation, molecular function: transmembrane transporter activity. Gene Ontology annotation, cellular component: membrane. Gene Ontology annotation, biological process: transmembrane transport. The record is from RefSeq and is a predicted model, not a curated record.
AUGAACCGCGGCUCUAUCGGAAAAGACGAUGUCGAGAUUGUCGAUCAAACUGCUCAUGUCGAACACAUUCUCAAGCCUUCUCUUGUCACUCAGAUUGGAGACUUUCGUGUCGUCGGUUUGACCCCCGAGGAUGCAGAUUUCUAUAACAACUAUCCGGAGGACAAACGAAAAAGAGUCUUCCAUAAGGUCGAUAAGCGUCUGAUUCCCAUGCUCGCAGUGUUAUACUUGAUUUGCCACAUUGAUCGUGCGAAUAUCGGCAAUGCCAAAAUCGAAGGCAUGGUCCAAGAUCUCAAGAUGACUGGGUUGCAGUAUAAUACUGUACUGUCUAUAUUCCCCAGUAACAUCCUUCUCAAAAGGUUCAAGCGUCCUUCGGUGUACCUUGGACUUCUUGUCUCGGCCUGGGGUAUUGUCAUGACAUGCACGGGUCUGGUCCAGAACUUUGCUGGUCUUAUGACCACCCGAGUCCUACUUGGUGCUCUUGAGGCUGGUUUCUUCCCUGGUGCUAUUUACCUUUGCUCCUACUGGUACAUGCCUAGGGAAUUGGCGCUUCGUAUCUCAUAUUUCUACUGUGCCAGUGCGCUCUCCGGUGCAUUUUCCGGCCUGUUGGCUGCCGCUAUUGCCAAGAUGGACGGUAUUGCUGGACUUGAGGGGUGGCGGUGGAUCUUCAUUCUGGAAGGUCUUGCUAGUGUGGUACUAGGUGUUGCCUGUUUCUUCCUUCUCAUCGACACCCCGGCUUUAGCCAAGCGCUGGCUAUCCCCUGAAGAAAUUCGCUACCUGGAGCUUUCAAUGUUCGUCAAGCAAGGAGGAACUAGUACUAGGGAGUCGGGUUUCAAGUGGAGAGACCUCAAGGUGGUCCUGAUGAACUGGAGGAUAUAUGUGCAAGCCUACCUUUUAUUCUGCCAAUCGGCCUUGUCUUACGGUACCAAGUUCACCCUCCCGACUAUCACCAAAGCCAUGGGAUUCAGCUCCACAAAUGCCCAGCUCACUUCCGCCCCUCCAUACAUUGCCGGCGCAAUAUCUGCCAUCGUGUUUGCACGGUUGUCCGAUCGCUUCUAUUGGCGAAUGCCAUUUGUCUGCAUCCCCAUGGUAUUUGUCGUAGUAGCCUAUUCUAUUAUCCUCUCCCUGAACGGGGCGCUGGAAGCAAAAAAAGGAGUGGCAUACUUUGCAGUCGUCUUGUCUGUCAUAGGUAUCUAUCCCAUUCAGCCAGGAGCUGCGUCUUGGAAUGCAAACAACAUCGCCCCAGCGUCUCGACGGGCUAUGGGCAUCGCGCUAGUGAACUGUGUCGGCAAUGUCGGUGGCAUACUGGGUAGCUUCAUGUAUAUCGAGAAAGAGAGUCCCAAGUACACCACUGGAUUUGGUCUCAGUUUGGCACUCGGUGGGGUUGGAUUCUUGGUAGCUUUGUUCCUCGAAUGGACAUACAAGAUGGGCAAUGCAAAGAAGGCAAGGAUUGCAGAUGAUGCAAGAGUUAACUACACGGAGGAAGAAUUGUUUGAUAUGGGAGACAAGUCACCCCUAUUCAACCAGCGCAAGCCUCUUAGGCAGGUGCCAUCCUAUAUCAAACGGUUUCGUGCUGAUUUCAGUUUGCUCUCUUGGUUCCUUCCGUUCUCUUUUUACUUUCCUGUCUCCCACAUCUCAAACUUUUUCAAUUUGCCCCUUCUCGUUGGUAUCAACUCACUCAAAGAGAAACACACCACCGCCACCAUGACCACCGAUGCGUCAACAACCCCAUCUGAGUCGCAGCCGACCGAACCUGGCCCUACAAGUCCUUUCUACGGGAUGUAUGGUCAUUACUGGAAGUCAAACAGGGAUGUGCCGCCCACCAAAUGGCUUCAGGAGAGCAAGAAGCUCUGCGCUUGUGAUGCCCAUCAGGCAAGCCAGUGGCCGAUGGAACACGCAUUAAUUACGAUUCCUCGCUGCGCCUACAAGUGUCCCUACUGCCCAAAGUUCGAUACCCUCGAUAGUACCGAGCCUCAGGUGGUGAAGCUCCGUGCUCAUAUCAAGAGAAAAUCAUAUGAAUUCCUUGGGCUCGCUGUCACCCCGGCCAGAGUCACAAAAGCCCGCGUGCCGUGGGUUAGCCUUGUUCAACUUCAAUCACCUACUUCUAAUCCCAUUGAUUCUUCUUGUAAGCCAUGA